AUGGCGCACGAAACCGCGCACUACCAGGAAUUUCCCGCCCAUGAGAACGAUCCUCUCCUGGGACACCGGGGACCUGGCCCCAAACCUUCCCCCCUGAGCCAACUGCGCCGCCAUCUCCGCACCGAAGUCGACCCGCACCGAGCAGACCUUCUCCUCAUUUUCUGCUACGUCAUCACGGGUCUCCUGGACAGUUCUGCCGUGUUUAUCUGGGGCUCCUUUGUGAGCAUGCAGACCGGCAACACAGUAUACUUUGGACUAGGGCUGGCCGGGGUGGAUGAGAGUCAACGGUGGCUUAAAUCGCUCAUCUCGAUCGGCAGUUUCUGCAUCGGCUCCUUUUUCUUCGCCGUGUUACACCGCCUGUUUCACACACCGCGCCAACGGUCCGCCCUGACUCUGUCCUUCUCCCUGCAAAUGAUUUGUGUUGCUGUCGCUGCGAGUAUUGUCACCAUGCAGCACACCGGCAAGACCGAUCCUCUGACGUGGAAAAUUGGUGUGCCGUUGGCGUUGGUCGCGUUCCAGAGUAGUGGCCAGGCUGUGUCGAGUCGCGUGUUGAAGUGUAGUAGUUUGACGAGUGUUGUCCUUACUAGUAUCUAUUGUGAUUUGUUCUCGUCACCGGCACUGACCUCUUGCAGUGUGCUUAAGGCGCCUGAUGAGUGGAGGCGGUUGGGGGCUGUGGUGGGGAUGUUGAUUGGAAUUGUGGCGGGUGGCUUGUGGGCGAGGAGUGAGGUUGGAUUAUCGGGCGCACUUUGGACUGCUGUAGUGUUGAAGGGGAUGAUUGCAGCUGCAUGGAUGUUGUGGAAGACGAAGGAGGUUGAUGAUGAGUGGGCUGCUUGA
Molecule: messenger RNA, 834 nt
Organism: Aspergillus tubingensis
Lineage: Eukaryota; Fungi; Ascomycota; Eurotiomycetes; Eurotiales; Aspergillaceae
Product: YoaK family protein
Exons: 1
Coding region: 1-834 (277 amino acids)
Source: RefSeq, a predicted model, not a curated record